Messenger RNA from Thalassophryne amazonica, 4977 nucleotides. RefSeq names its product contactin 1b (gene cntn1b). Bases 201 to 3329 code for a protein of 1042 amino acids. Gene Ontology annotation, molecular function: cell-cell adhesion mediator activity. Lineage: Eukaryota; Metazoa; Chordata; Actinopteri; Batrachoidiformes; Batrachoididae. The transcript has 24 exons. The record is from RefSeq and is a predicted model, not a curated record. Gene Ontology annotation, biological process: cell-cell adhesion; brain development.
CACUCAUCCGCUCUCCUCCAAUAGAAAAGUUAAUCCGAACGGGACGCUCCGGUCGGUCGGGGCUGACGUGGGACGAUGCGGUUCGGGUCCAGGUGUGCCGCGCACACAGCGUCCUGAUUCUGCCUCAAAGUUCAUGUCCCAUCCAUCAGCUUCUCCAGAGUGCCCAGCAAUUCAUUUGCCUCCCUGACUCUGUUUUGGUCAUGACUUUCGCCGCUUUUAUACUUGUGGCCCUCUCGUCCUCAGUCUCCAUCACAGUGGCGGUCCUGUUUGGUGAGCCCAGAAUUUAUGGAGAGGAUGCUACUGGCUACGGCCCGAUCUUUGAAGAGGAGCCAGUGGAUGUGGUUUACACUGAGGACUCGCCUGACAAGAGGAUCUCCAUGAAUUGUAGAGCUCGGGCUAAUCCACCAGCUUCAUACAGGUGGCGGCGUGACAACUGGGAGAUCAAGCUGAUGGAGCAGCCAGAUGAGUACUACAGCCUGGUCGGGGGGAACCUUGUUAUCACAAACCCUAAACAGAAGAAACACGCCGGGACGUACACUUGUGUAGCGAGGAACAUAUACGGCACCGUCAUCAGCAAGGAGGCCAGGGUCAAGUUUGGAUUUGUGGAGGAGUUUCCUCAGGAGGAGAGAGACCCGGUUUAUGUCAAAGAAGGACAAGGUGCUGUUCUACUGUGUGUACCUCCCAAAGCCUGGCCAGAGGAGGUGACCUACCGCUGGAUCUACAACGAGUUCCCAGUCUUCCUGCACACAGAUCAUCGACGGUUUGUCUCCCAGAAAACAGGGAAUCUCUACAUUUCCAAGGUGGAAGCUCAGGAUGCAGGAAACUAUUCCUGCUUUGUUUCCAGCCCCAUCAUUGGAAAAAGCGUCUUCUCAAAGUUCAUCCCCCUCAUUCCUUUACCACCUGAUGAUGGUGAGGAACGUAAGUAUCCUGCAGACAUCAGGGUGAAGUUCCCGGAUACUACGGCCAUGUUGGCCUCUAAUAUUACAUUGGAGUGCUUUGCUCUGGGAAAUCCCAUCCCUCAUAUCGUAUGGAGGAAGGUGGACGCCACAGACCUGCCAGCAAACCAUGAGAUCAGUGAAUCAGGAGCUGUGCUCCACCUGUACAAUGUACAGUACGAAGACGUGGGAGGAUACGAGUGUGAAGCCAUCAACACAAAGGGAAAAGACUGGCACAAGGCCUGGCUCUACGUGGAGUCUGCCCCGGAGUGGGCAGAGACCAUCAAUAACACUCAGGUGGACAUCGGCUCGGAGCACACGAUGCGCUGCGUGGCAUCAGGGAAGCCUUUCCCGUUCAUCCGCUGGUUCAAAGACGGAUAUAUGUAUGGGAAAGGCGAGUUGAAGUUCUCCAGUCUGACCUUUGAAGAUUCGGGGAUGUACCAGUGCGUUGCCGAGAACUACUGGGGCAUCAAGUACGCCAAUGCUGAGCUGCGAGUGAUUACCUGUGCACCUACAUUUGAGUUUAACCCAGUGAAGAAGCAGCUUCUUGGUGCCAAAGACGGCCGUGUGGUAAUCGAAUGUAAACCCCGAGCAGCUCCUAGGCCUCGUUUCACCUGGACCAAGGAGAAAGAGCUUCUCUUCAACAGUACACGCAUUUCCAUCAUGUAUGAUGGGAGUCUCGAGAUUCUCAAUGCGACUAAAAAUGAUGAAGGCUUCUACACGUGCUUUGCUGAGAAUAACAAAGGAAAAGCCGAAAGUUCUGGAUAUCUCACCAUCACAGAGGCCACCUCGAUCACGGUGCCUCCUGAAGACACAGAGGCAAAAGUUGGGGAGGACGUGUUUCUGAGAUGCUCUGCUUCAUACGACCCCAUGCUGGAGGUCACUUUCAUCUGGGCUAUAGACUUCAGAGUCAUCAAUUUUAAUGCAGAAUGGCGGCACUAUGAACGUGUUAUGGGCGACAAUGGUAGAGGUGACCUGAAAAUCAUGAAUGUCCAGAUCUGGCAUGAGGGCCGCUAUAGCUGCAUGGCUCAGACCGUCGUGGACAACACUACAGCUUAUGCUGACCUCAAGGUCGUAGGUGUCCCCGGCCCUCCGGGUGUGAUCCGUAUAGAAGAGAUUCGGGAUAAGUCUGUGAAGCUGGUGUGGACUAAAGGAUCAGAACACAACAGCCCAAUUCUCUAUUACACCAUACAGACCAGACACUACUGGGCUCUUUAUGAAGAUGACUGGAGGAACGCUAGCACAUCUCCAACCUUUCUCGAUGGCAAUGCAGAGACAGCAGAAGUGACCGACCUGUACCCGUGGAUGGAGUAUCAGUUCAGAAUCAUCGCCACCAAUAUUUAUGGCUCUGGAGAAGCCAGCAUCCCGUCCCUGAAGAUCAAAACUUGGGAUGCCCCUCCAGUGAUAGCACCCACGGACGUGGCAGGUUACGGAGGCAGAAAUGGAGAGAUUGUCAUCACAUGGACACCCAUGCAACCGUGGGACUUCUACGGUAAGAAAUUUGGCUACAUCAUGGCAUUCAAGCCUCACAAUGCUUACGACUGGUGGUAUGAGCCCAUCUCAGAUCCUGAGACGAGGCGUUAUGUCCACAAAGACUCCUUCUUCAUUAUUACUGAGGAAGACUUCCAGGUCAGAGAGUUUCAGGUGAAGGUCAAAGCAUUUAACGUGAAAGGAGAUGGACCCUAUAGCCUCACCAAGGUCAUCUACUACCCACGAGAUGUCCCUAUCGAGCCACCGACAAACAUCUAUGCCAGGCCAGUGUCCUCCACUGAAGCUCUAGUGUGGUGGUUGCCAGUGGUAGACACUGGAACCGGACUGCAACAGUACAUUGAGGGAUACCAGGUGAAAUACUGGAGAAAGUACGAUGACGUGGAGCCAGGAGCCAAUCGUAUAUUUGUUCCAGCCACAGUCAAUCAGACCCGGUUGGAGAACAUGCUGCCAGACUCACACUACCUCAUCGAGGUCCGUGCCUAUAACGGAGCUGGUUUUGGGCCCCCUGGAGAACAUUGUGAGAUGUUCACCAAGAGACCACCACCACCUGAUCCUCCUAGGAUGUGGCGCUAUAUCUCCUGGACAGGAAAGUGGUUGUACGUGUGGUGGGACCAUAUCCAGUACGACUGGUUUGGCAAUAUUUCUUUCCCAUUGUACUAUAAGGUGAUGUUCAGAAAAACAGGCUACAUCUACGGGAAGGUUUACAUCACUGGUUGGCACUUCAUGGACUUCCCCAUGCCUCAAGUUGGAGAUUAUGAGCUGAUGGUUCGAGGCCGUUACGAAGGAGGUGAUGGACCAAUCAGGAAAAUUAGCAUUAAGGGUAAAGCAUCAAUGACGAUGCCGAGUCUAAACCUACUGUCUUUGAUGUUCCUGGCACUGUGCAUUGUGGGAUUGAAUAUUUAAGACUGACAGAAGCAGCAACUGUGGCAUUUAGUGAGGGACAACUGUCCACUAGAUGUGUUCUUCAUACUGAAAUGUCAUCUUCCAAAGCAGUUGUUUCAUUUUGUUAUUGAGCUUUUUGAAAUAGUGAAUAAUUUUCUGAAGCAAUUCAUGAUUUUAAUGUUUCAAGAUUUUGAAACAAUGAAUAACUGAAGUAACUUUAAUUUAGCCUAGUUUUUCAAGAAUUUGAAAUACUGAAUCAUUUUCUGAGGCAGUUAUUUCAAUAAGUAAAUCAAGAAUUUUGAAAACAAUGAAUCAUUUUUUAAAGCAGUUGUUUCAUUUAGUGGUUCAAGUACAAUGACCAAUUAUCUGAAGCAAUUGUUUCAUUUUGUUUCAAGCAUUUUAAAACACUGAAUCAAUUUCUGAAGCAAUUGUUUCACUUAGUGUUUAACUAUUUUGAGAUGAAUAAUUUUCUGAAGCAACUCUCAUGUAGUGGUUCAACCAUAUUAAAACAUUUUUUUGACGUGUUUUGUUCAAGCAUUUCAAAAUAGAAAAAAAUGUCUUUAGAAUUAGCUCGCUUUACUAUUGCAAUUAGAUGCAAUGAACAGGGUCUCAAUCAACUGUUUCACUUAGUUUUUUUAGCUUUUGAAAUUGACUGCCUUUCUGAAAUGACUCAGCACUUUAGUAGUGACUUCAGAGUUAUUCGGGCAUUAAAACAACAAUGUUCAGACAAAUUGGAUCAUUUACUGGUUUGAGUGAAUAGAUAUAUCUGAGGUAUUCAUUCGAGCAUUUUCUGAAUUAGCUCGCUUACUGUUUUGAAUCAUUAGAUGCAGUGAAUACCAUCACAAGCUUCUUCUUUUUUCAAGUUUCAAGCAUUUUGAAACUUAGUGGUUCAAGUAUAUCAAAACAAACCAUUUUCUGAACUAUUUCAUUUUGUGCUUUUAGCAUUUUGAAACUGAAUCAUUUUUUUGUGUUUCAUUCAAGCACUUUAACAAUGAUUUUCAGAUGAAUUGGUUUACUUACUUGUUCACAAUUUUUUUUUUUUCCAUUUACCAUUUUAAGCAAUAUGAAACAGUGACCGCCGUCUGAAACAAUUAGAGUAUGUCCUGUUUUGAGCAUUUCAAAACAGUGAGUAAAUAUCUGAAGAAUAGUGAUUAAUUUGGUUCAAAGCCUCCAAAAAAAAUGGUGUGGUGUGUUGUUGGAGUUCAAACCUAAUUUAUUUAUUUAUUAAUUAAUUUAUUUAACUCUUUAUUUAUUGAACUCUGUUUUUCAUAUGAGUACAUAUGAGUAAAUAUAUAUAUGUAUUAUUCAUGCUAAUCACCAUCCAUCUGUCAGACAGGCAAAGCAAAUAAAUGCACAUUUUAGAAGGUUUGUGAAUUAUGUGGAGGUGUUUCACUUUAUUCUUCACAUUUACAAGGUGCUGGGGCAGAUUAUUAAACCAGUUUGUAAAGUCCAUAUGUGUAUGACUAAUUUUCCAGAAUGUUUAUUUGAACUUGCGAUUUAGGAAUACUAAUGAAAGCCAGAUCACAUUGAUGAUGAUGGUCAAAUGUUUCGUUUAAACAUGACACCACUACUGGAUAGAAAUUGUGUCACCUGUGUGUGUAUAUGCUUAUUUAUGUCUUUUAUUGAGUCGGCAAAAUCAUUAAACAGAUUAGAACAUGUUGUCUCAUUG